This is a messenger RNA of Peniophora sp. CBMAI 1063, 1479 nucleotides long. The record is from the annotation of a GenBank genome assembly. NCBI's taxonomy places the organism in Eukaryota, Fungi, Basidiomycota, Agaricomycetes, Russulales, Peniophoraceae.
AUGGACAGUAUGGACCUCGUCUACGACGCCGGCAUCGAGCCGGCGGACUACCUCGACCAACAAACUAGUGCACCGGCUCAACAGACCGCGCGCCCGCCGACGAUCGUGCCCGUCGACGCUGCGUACCCGUUCGACCUCGACGCCCGCCUGUCCGGCCUCACCGGCCGCGCCGCGCUCGACCACCUAUCGCACAUCAUCCAGCACGCGCCUUCCUUAGCUCACGACGCCCUCCAACGCGCCCUCACGCUCCUCACGCUCCCCGACCAGCGCGAUCCGACGCUUCUCAACACGCUGACGUCGUCGUAUACGACGGCCACCGAACGCGCCGCGUCCAUCGGCCUCACGCUCCCCGCGUUCCCCGAUGCGCAGACCUACGCGUCGUGGGCGCUUAAACUGACAAAGGAGAACGACGCGCAGCGGGCAAAGCUGGAGGUGGAGCUCAAGACGUACACGCAGAACAUGAUCAAAGAGUCCAUCCGCCUCGCGCACCGCGACCUCGCCGCGCACUACGCGUCCACCGGCCAGCCCGAGUUGGCGUUGAGGCACUACACGAAGAGCAGGGAGUUCGCCGGCAGCGCGCAGCACACGCUCGAGAUGUGCUUGGCCGUAUUGGCGCUGCUGAUCGAGGGGCGGAGCUUCGCGCAUGUGAGCACGUACGUCUUCAAGGCCGAGAGCGCGCUCGACGCGCCUGCGCCCGGCGCGUCGGCGGGAGGGAGCAAGCGCGACAAGAACGCGGACGCGAAGCUGUCGCUCGCCACCGGUCUCGCGCUCUUGAACUCGCGCGCGUACGCCAAAGCCGCGCAGAAGCUGCUGACGCCCGGCAUCAACACGAUCACGCUCGCGCCGUGGACUGGCACCAUCAUCCACCCCGGCGCACCGGGCGUGUACGCUACGCUGUGUGCGCUGGCCACGCUCGACAGGGCCGAGCUCAAGAGGCGCUACUCGAGCGGCGAUAGUGUGCUGGGCGAGGGGCCGGGGAUGAAAGAGCUCAUCGACGCAUGGCUCGGAUCGCGCUUCCGCGCCGUUAUAACGUUGCUCGACACACACAGCACCGCCUUCGCGCUCGACCCCCUCCUCGCGCCGCACGCACCCGCACUGGCCUACCAGAUCCGCGCACGCGCUUUGGCGUUGUACUUUAGACCGUUCAGCACGAUCAAGCUCGAAAAGAUGAGCGCCGCGUUUGGGUGGAGCGUGACAGAGACAGAGAAGGAGGUCGUGAGUCUGAUCAAGACUGGGGAGAUCCAGGGGAGGGUGGAUAGUAGGGAGAAGGUGCUCGUGGCGAGGAAGAAGGAUCCGAGGGCGAGUCUGUAUGAGAGGGUGUUGAAGGCGGGCGACGAGAUGGAGAGGCAGACGCAGGGCGUGUUGUUGAGGAUGAAGCUGCAGCAGGCAGAUCUUGUUGUGCGCAAGUCGAGUAAUGAGCGCCAGCAACAGCAGCAGCAGCAGCGGCAGCAGGGUCUACCGCCGACCGCGCCCGAGUAG